Molecule: messenger RNA, 360 nt
Organism: Scutellospora calospora
Lineage: Eukaryota; Fungi; Glomeromycota; Glomeromycetes; Diversisporales; Gigasporaceae
Source: the annotation of a GenBank genome assembly
AAAAUAUGACAGAAAAACAAAUUAUCACAGAAGAAACAUUACAGAAAAAAAAAAGAGGUGCAAAAAGAAAAUGUGAUGAUGAUGAUGCAGAUAUAAAAAUUCUUCAGAAUCGUAAAAGACAAAGAACUUAUCAUGAAAAAAAAAAAGAAAUGAUAAAUUCUUUUAAAACAAAAAUCAAUGAAUUAGAAGAAGCAUUAAAAAAUUCCAAAAAAGAAAAUGAUUUAUUAAUAAAUGAAAAUGAAUCAUUGAAAGAACGAGAUGCAAAGGAUAAUGAGAUAUUGAGCGAAAUUUCUCCAACAACUAAUAUUUGUGAUUUAAACAAUAAAAAUAGUAAAAUUGAUGUUGUGGAAGUAGAUAAUG